Biomphalaria glabrata is the source of this 2963-nucleotide messenger RNA. RefSeq names its product aspartate--tRNA ligase, cytoplasmic-like. NCBI's taxonomy places the organism in Eukaryota, Metazoa, Mollusca, Gastropoda, Planorbidae. The coding region runs from base 374 to 1951 and encodes 525 amino acids. The transcript is spliced from 15 exons. Gene Ontology annotation, cellular component: aminoacyl-tRNA synthetase multienzyme complex; cytoplasm; cytosol. Gene Ontology annotation, biological process: aspartyl-tRNA aminoacylation. Gene Ontology annotation, molecular function: aspartate-tRNA ligase activity; RNA binding; ATP binding. The record is from RefSeq and is a predicted model, not a curated record.
UAGUUUUACAUAAGAAGUUUAAUGUCUGCAAUCUAAAAGACUAGUCUGUAAAUCCAUGACAUUAAUAUUCACACUUUCACAUAAGAAUUGUACAUUAUGUGUAUUCAAAUAUUUUAAAUGAUUUGAUUGUUUACAUUUUGAAAACUUAUUUUUUUAUUAUUAGAUAAAAAUAGAAUAUAGUUAUCGGGAAAUACAAUUCCGCAAACUGUAGAGUCGAAUAUGAAAGUUUAGAUCCGAUUCCCAUUGCCUUGAUGCUACAGUACCGGUGUGGAACGUAAAUAGACAAUUUUACACACAGUGGCAUAUUGUGUAUUUAUCUAAAAUAUAGUGUAAAUAAUUCAGUGAUAGUUCUAAACUUCCAUAAAAAUCAACAAUGAGUGGAGAAGAAGCUAUUGGACCAGAUGGAGUACCUCUGUCAAAAAAAGCUUUGAAAAAACAGCAGAAAGAAGCAGAAAAGGCAGCCAAAAAAGCUCUGCACAAAAAGCCAAAUGAAGGAGAAAAAGAGGAACAAGAGCAGGAAGACUUAUCCAAAGGACACUAUGGCGUGUUACCCUUGAAUCAGUCACAAGAGCGAAUUCAGCGUCGAUUGUACAAAGUCUCGGAGUUAGUACCCGGCAUUGCUGGGCAGAAAGUUUGGGUUAGAGGAAGAUUGCAUACAUGUCGCAGUAAAGGUAAACAAUGUUUUUUUGUGAUUCGACAACAGAAGUGGACAAUUCAGGUCAUGGCAGCUCAGAGUGAAGUUGUUAGUAAGCAGAUGAUUAAAUUCAUUUCUGGAAUCACAGCGGAGUCCAUCAUUGAUGUAGAGGGUGUGGUACAGACAGUUAGUCAGAAAAUCCAAUCCUGCACUCAACAAGAUGUGGAGUUGCAUGCUCACCAGGUUUGGGUUGUCAGUGCCGCUGAACCUAGAUUACCUCUGCUGAUUGAGGAUGCUAGUCGUCCAGAGGGAGAAGGUGAGCUGGCCACUGUAAACCAAGACACAAGGCUGGACAACAGAGUUCUAGAUCUGCGCACUUUGACUAGUCAGUCUAUUUUUAGAUUGGAGGCUGGUGUAUGUCGUCUCUUCCGUGACUAUUUGACAUCAAAGGGAUUUGUUGAAAUCCACACCCCUAAGAUUAUCUCAGCUGCAUCUGAAGGUGGAGCCAAUGUUUUUGAAGUGACUUACUUUAAGAGCAAAGCAUACAUGGCCCAGUCCCCGCAGCUGUAUAAACAGAUGGCUGUAUGUGCCGAGUUUGACAAAGUCUUCACAGUGGGUUCAGUGUUUCGUGCUGAAGAUUCCAACACUCAUAGACAUUUAACAGAGUUUAUUGGCCUAGAUCUGGAAAUGGCUUUCAACUAUCACUACCAUGAAGUUCUAGAGGUGAUAGGAGAUAUGUUUGUCAACAUCUUUAAAGGUCUACAGGAACAGUACGCAGAGGAGAUUAGUUUAGUCAAUAAACAGUUUCCUGCAGAACCAUUUAAAUUUUUGGAACCAAGUUUAAUCCUGAACUACAAAGAUGGUGUGGAGAUGCUGAAACAAGCUGGCAUUGAGAUGGGGGAUGAAGAAGAUCUUUCAACACCCAAUGAGAAGUUACUGGGCAGAUUAGUGAAAGCUAAGUAUGACACUGAUUUCUUUAUCCUGGACAAAUUCCCACUAGCUGUUAGACCUUUCUACACCAUGCCCGAUCCACAAAAUCCUAAAUGGUCCAAUUCUUAUGACAUGUUUAUGAGAGGGGAAGAGAUUUUGUCUGGGGCUCAGAGAGUUCAUGACCCAGAGUUCCUCAUUAAAAGAGCUCAAGUGCACAAAAUUGAUCUGGACAAGAUCAAAGGAUACAUUGACAGUUUUAGAUAUGGUGCUCCACCUCAUGCUGGGGGUGGUAUAGGUUUAGAGAGAGUGACUAUGCUGUAUCUAGGACUGGACAAUAUCAGGAAAACAUCACUGUUCCCUCGUGACCCUAAAAGGCUGACCCCUUAAAUAUGAUUCUCAGUUGAGCUCUUCAUAAAAAUCGUGACAUUAGAACUGAAAAAAAAAAACUUACUUCUGAUUAACAUUAAGGCAAAACUAUAUCAUUUCCUGCUUUGCCAAUUUGUUGACUUCUCAAAGUGUAGCUUCAAAAAUAUUUCCCUUCCUAUUAUUGUUAACUUAUAUUGAAUGCUGUGUCUGUCACAUAUUGACCAUGUCCUAUUGAAUGCUGUGUCUGUCACAUAUUGACCAUGUCCUAUUGAAUGCUGUGUCUGUCACAUAUUGACCAUGUCCCAUUGAAUGCUGUGUCUGUCACGUGUUGACCAUGUCCUAUUGCAUGCUGUGUCUGUCACAUAUUGACCAUGUCCUAUUGAAUGCUGUGUCUGUCACAUAUUGACCAUGUCCCAUUGAAUGCUGUGCCUGUCACAUAUUGACCAUGUCCUAUUGAAUGCUGUGUCUGUUACAUAUUGACCAUGUUCUGUUGAAUGCUGUGUCUGUUACAUAUUGACCAUGUUCUGUUGAAUGCUGUGUCUGUUACAUAUUGACCAUGUUCUAUUGAAUGCUGUGUCUGUAAUAUGUUGAACAUGUCCUAUUGAAUGCCGUAUCUGUCACAUAUUGACCAUGUCCUAUUGAAUGCUUUGUCUGUUACAUAUUGGCCAUGUUCUUGAUCAUGUUCUUGUUCUGUUGUAAAGCCUACCAUUAACUUAUUUGUUGUGUGUAUAUGAAGUCAACAUAAAUUAUUACUUAGUGUCAGAUCUACAUCAGUAGAUUAAAAGUCACAAUCAGACUUAAAUAAGUGCAGAGAAGUUCAGAGUGGAGUGAACUCGACAAAAAGAAUAAUGCAUAUAUCAUGUAAAAAUGCAGUUUUAUUUUUAACACGUAGUUGUAUCUGCCUAGAUAGUUCAGACCUAAUUUUCAAUCAAAUUUUCUAAGACAAUGGUAGAAAUUUUUAGUUAUUUGAAUGCUAGAAUAUUUUUGUAUGUGAUUGCAAAAUGUACCAAAAUAAAAACUAUGUUGAAGACAA